Sarcophilus harrisii (Tasmanian devil) is the source of this 1284-nucleotide messenger RNA. RefSeq names its product cathelicidin-2. Gene Ontology annotation, cellular component: extracellular region. The record is from RefSeq and is a predicted model, not a curated record. Bases 37 to 552 code for a protein of 171 amino acids. Gene Ontology annotation, biological process: defense response to Gram-negative bacterium; innate immune response; defense response to Gram-positive bacterium. NCBI's taxonomy places the organism in Eukaryota, Metazoa, Chordata, Mammalia, Dasyuromorphia, Dasyuridae. The transcript is spliced from 4 exons. Gene Ontology annotation, molecular function: lipopolysaccharide binding.
GGGCCAGCUGAGAGUCAGUGAGGCAGAGGAAGGAACAUGGAGCACCUCAGGAACAUCCUACUAUUGGCCAGUGUAGCCACUCUCAUCCCCACUCAGGCUUUACCUCUGUCCAGCCUGAGCUAUCAGAAGGCCCUGUCCAAGGCCCUUCAUCUCUACAACCAAGCACACAAAGGAGAGAAUGCCUUCCGGCUUCUCCAAACCGACCCUCCUUCACCCAAUCAGGACCUUCAAGAACAAACUUUGAAGCAUCUGAGCUUUACCUUGAAGGAAACUGUGUGCCCAGUGACUGAGGAUCUCCUGCUGGAUCAGUGUGACUUCAAAGUUGAUGGGCUAGUGAAAGAAUGUCAAGGCUCAAUAUCCAAUGAACAGGACAUUGCUGCAAUCAUCCUCACCUGUGACCCAGAAGCCUCAGCACCCUCUCGCUCCAGAAGAUACCUGACUUUCAAACGAAAGAAUGGUUCGAGGAAAAAUGGCCACAGACCUGGGGGAUACUCUCUGAUUGCUCUUGGAAAUAAGAAAGUACUAAAGGCUCCAUAUAUGGAGUCUAUCUAACCUCAAACCAGUGUAACCAGCACUUGCUUUCUCCCUUAUAUUUUACUCUUUUUCAAUUUCCACUCCCCUAAUCUCACACACAUGUACACACACACAUACACCCUAUGUAAUCCAUAGUUGUGUAUUUUUCUCUGUAUAUGGUACACAUGUAAAAUAUAUUGGGUACACACAUAUAAUUUGUAUGGUAUAUACAUAUAUGUAACAUAUAUGUAUAUAUGCAUGUAACCUGGUCUUCAAGAUUGGAGCAUUUGCAUAAGAAAUUGCAUUUCUUCCUUGGUAGACAAAACAAUGUGUUGAUACUACAAGCCUAUCUGUGUGAAAGGUGGAGUUGGUAGAAUUGUCUUUGAAGAAGAGAAAUUUUAUUCCUCUUCAGAUAAAUUCAAAUAUAUUUCCUGCUUCAGGGGAGGACACACAUUUCUAGACACUCUUUUCCAGAGAGAUCCAAAAAGAAGGGGGAGGGAGAGAGGGAGAGAGAAGGAAUUUGGAAAGUUGACAUGCAGGAGAAAGCUGAUUCUUCAAACAUGUUCCAGAUUUCAAGUUUGCCUUUCUAGAGUCUUUGGGAAAUUAUCAUUUGGAUGAGAUUACAGUGCUUCUCUCUUUGACCUGAAAUAUCUCAUGCUCCAUGAGAGAGCUUGAUCCUGUGUAUGAUCUGGUGUGUUAUAACUCAUGUAAAACUUGUCUGAUUUCUACUUGCUAUGUGCUUGGAUAAAUGGAUUUACUCAUUCUUCAGUA